Messenger RNA from Acanthosepion pharaonis, 2691 nucleotides. NCBI's taxonomy places the organism in Eukaryota, Metazoa, Mollusca, Cephalopoda, Sepiida, Sepiidae. The record is from the annotation of a GenBank genome assembly.
AUGAAAAGUGAUAAAACUUCUUCUUCUUUUCCUUUUCUUCUUCUUCUUCUUCUUCUCCUCCUUUCAUUCUUUCUAUAUUUCUUUCUUCUUCUUCUUCUAUCUCUUCUUCUUUUUCUUCACUUCUUCCUCCUCUUCUUCUUCUUCUUUUUCUUCUUCUUCUUCUUCUUCUUCUCCUCCUCUUCCUCCUCUUCCUUUUAUUCUUUCUCCUUUUUCUUUUUCUUCUCUUCUUCCUCCUCCUCCCCUUCUUCUUCUUUUUCUCUUCUUCUUUUUCCUCUUCUUCUUCUUCUUUUUCUUCUUUUUUCUUCUUCUUUUCAUUUCUUCUUGUUGUUGUUCUUGUUUUUUUUUCUUCUUCUUCUUCUUCUCCUCCUCCUCCUCCUUUCAUUCUUUCUAUAUUUCUUUCUUUCUUCUUCUAUCGUUGUUUCUAUAUUUCUUUUUUUACCUAACUUCUUUCUAUUCGUCUUUUGUCUGCUUCUUUCUUCUCUCUUCCUUUUAAUUUACUUUCUCAGUCUUCUUCUUUUUCUUUACUUCUUCUUCCUCCUCCUCUUCUUCUUUUUCCUCUUCUUCUUCUUUUUCUUCUCUUCCUCUUCCUCCUUUUAUUCUUUCUGUAUUUCUUUUUAUUUCUAUUUUCCCCCUUCAUUCUUUUUAUUCGUCUCUUGUCUAAUGAUCAUUUUCUUUGAGUUUGUCGUCCAUCAUUCUUUCUUCUGCCUUUCUUUCUUUUGCCUUGUGUCUGUCUCUUUCUUCUUUUUUUUUUUCCUUUCUUCUUCUUCUUCUUCUUUUUUUUUCUUCUCUUCUUCCUCUUUUUCUUCUUCUUCCUCUUUUUCUCUUCUUCUUGUUCCUCCUCCUCUUCUUCUUCUUCUUCUUCUUCUUCUUCUUCUUCUUCUUCUUCUUCUUCUCUCUUCCUCCUAUUUUUCGUUUGGCUUUAUUUGUACCAUCUUUCUUUCUUUCUUUCUUUCUUUCUUUCUUUCUUUCUUUCUUACUUUCUUUCUUUCUUUGACUUCAUGGUUUUAUGAUUGUUUUUCUUUCUGUCCUUUCUUUCUUUCUUUCUUUUCUUCAGUUUAUGUUUAUCUUUAUUCAUCUAUUAAUGAUCUCAUUAUGUUUUUCUCUCUUUCUUUUUUCUUUCUUUCUUUAUUUAUCUAUUUAUUUCUUUUUUCCUUUCUUUCCAUUUAUCUCUAUUGCUCUGUUAAUGAUCUCAUUAUGUUUUUCUCUUUCUUUCAUUCUUUCUUUCAUUCUUUCUUUCUUUCUUUCUUUCUUUCUUUCUUUCUUUCUUUCUUUCUUUCUUUCACUUUUUUCUUUUUCCUCUUUGAAUUUCUCCUGUGUAUAUUCAUGAUCUCUUUAUUCUCUUUCUUUUUUUCUACUUUACAUUUCAUUCUUUACUUUCUCUCUUUAUCAUCUCAUUAUUUUCUCUUUCUUUUCUUUAUUUCAUUUUUCUCCUCUCUUUUCUUUCUUUUUCUACUUUUCUUUCCUUCUUUUUUCUUUUCUUUUCUUUCUUUUUUUUUUUUCCUUCUUUCUUUCCUUUUUCAUCUUUUUACUUUUAUUUUCUCCUUCUACCUCCUCACUCCCGUUCCCUUUACAAUUCAUCCCUUUUUUCUUUUCUUUUCUUUCUUUCUUUCUUUCUUUUUCUUUCUUUCUUUCUUUCUUUCUCCUCAGUCUUUUCCUUUUUCAUCUUCUACUUUUAUUUUCUCUCCCUUCUACCGCUCUCUUUCCUUCCCUUACAAUUCAUCCCUUUCUUUCUUUUUCUUUCUUUCUUUCUUUCUUUCUUUCUUUCUUUCUUUCUUUCUCCUCAGUCUUUCCUUUUCAUCUUCUACUUUUUAUUUUUCUCCUUCUACCGCCCUUUCCUUUACAAUUCAUCCCUUUCUUUCUUUCUUUCUUUUUCUUUUCUUUCUUUCUUUCUUUUCUUUCUUUUCCUCAGUCUUUCCUUUUUCAUCUUCUACUUUUAUUUUCUCCCUUCUACCGCUCACUCCCUUCCCUUACAAUUCAUCCCUUUUCUUUCUUUCUUUCUUUCUUUCUUUCUUUCUUUCUUUCUUUCUUUCUCCUCAGUCUUUCCUUUUCAUCUUCUACUUUUAUUUUCUCCCUUCUACCGCUCACUCCCUUCCCUUACAAUUCAUCCCUUUCUUUCUUUCUUUCUUUCUUUCUUUCUUUCCUUCUUUCUUUCUUUCUUUCUUUCUUUCCCUUCUUUCUUUCCUUCUUUCCCUCAGUCUUUCCUUUUCAUCUUCUUUCUUUUAUUUUCUCCUUUCUUUCUUUUUCCUCCCCUUCCCUUACUUUCAUCCCUUUCUUUCUUUUCUUUCUUUCUUUUCUUUAUUUCCUUUCUUUCUUUUCUUUUCUUUCUUUCUUUUUCUUUCUUUCUUUCUCCCUCGGUCUUUCCUUUUCAUCUUCUACUUUUUUAUUUUCUCCCUUCUACCGCUCACUCCCUUCCCUUACAAUUCAUCCCUUUCUUUCUUUCUUUCUUUCUUUCUUUCUUUCUUUCUUUCUUUCUCUCUUUCUUUCUUUCUUUUCUUUCUUUCUUUCUUUCUUUCUUUCUUUUUUUUUUUCUCCUCAGUCUUUCCUUUUCAUCUUCUACUUUUAUUUUCUCCCUUCUACCUCUCACUCCCUUCCCUUACAAUUCAUCCCUUUCUUUCUUUCUUUCUUUCUUUCUUUCUUUCUUUCUUUCUUUCUUUCUUUGUCUUUUCAUUUCCUCUCUCUGUAUUUCUUUAG